Messenger RNA from Quercus robur (English oak), 2516 nucleotides. RefSeq lists its product as uncharacterized. The transcript is spliced from 2 exons. The coding region runs from base 2 to 2188 and encodes 728 amino acids. The record is from RefSeq and is a predicted model, not a curated record. Lineage: Eukaryota; Viridiplantae; Streptophyta; Magnoliopsida; Fagales; Fagaceae.
CAUGGGGGGAGUCCGUAAAUUCUUCAUUGAGUCAAAAUUUUUUCAUUUAGUUUUAGAGGAAGGGGGUCGUUAUUUCAUGUUAAGGAUUUUCGAGAGGGGCAAAUUCUUUAUGAGAUCAGUCUUUAUGGGUAGGAAUGCAGCACAAUGGCUGAUGUCUAGCAUAGAACACCUUGUUAUUGGGGUGAGUUCCAAACAGUUUUUUAUCUUUAGAGAAGGUGACACAGCUUUUACUCUCCAAUGGAGUUACAACUCUGCUGGUCAGUUCUUGCUGUUGACUGAGCUCAAAGCUGGUGGGUCUAGGAGGUCGAUUAUCAUUCCGGAAGGCAAAGAGAGUCUUGGUUGGAGGGCUUUUGGCCUUGAACUUAGAAAACUACUGAACCCUUCUCAAUAUGCAGUGGGAGGAAAUGGAUUUCCCAAAUUCAUUCCUCAGGUGCGUAGGUCUAACUUGGAGGCUGUAGGUUCUAGAACUUUUGCUGAAGUUGUGCAAGGUUUACAUGGAAGAAUAGAGGAAAGGAAGCAACCAAAGCAACUAGGAACCAUUGCCAAAAGGAAGUUACCACAGAUAGGGGAGGAGAAGAUGGGAGCGAAUCUGAGAAUCUCUGGUGUUAAAGAGGGGGAUUUACCGGUGGUGAAAUAUGACAGGAUGGAGGUGGUGGGAGGAGCUAGGAGGGAGCUUUGCUCUCAUGAGGUGGCAGAGGUUGGUGAGCAAAACCUGGCAGACACUAGGCUACGUUUCCCUAGUUUUAAUUUGAAUUCAAAAGAUUUUGUUAUGGGGAAGAAGAGUGAUGCUAGGAAAUCCUGCUGGUCUGGAAGAGGUCUUGUCGUGGAGGUUGAUGUGAUGGGGAGGAGACGGGUUUUCUGGGAUAGAAAGAAAGGGGGAGAUACGAAGUGCAGAGGGGACUCACGUGAAUCUGGAAGAGAGACUUCUAAGGCUUUUAAAUGGAUUCAACGGAACUCUAAUCAGGCUGUAGUUAAGCCUUUUAUGGGCCUUGGAACAAGCCCAGUCACUAGAGAUGGUCUUUUUUCAGGCCCAAGUUUUGUUGAAGUGGGAGAGAGCUCUUGGGCUGGUGAAGGAGCUUUAGCCCAAGUCCCGUUGGAAGCAGAGUUAGAGUCAGGGGUGUUGGGUCAGUGCACGUCGUCCUCCGUCAUGCCUUUGCUAGCUUCUGGUGAGGCCGAUGGCUUUACCGGUACUAGUUCCGGCGAGCCCACGCCGUUACAGGGAAAGGACGACGAUCCUUCCUGCGCCGGCACAUGCUCCGACGAGCUCGCGGUGGCUCAGGUGGUGGCCGAUGGUCCUUCCUGCGCCGGCACAUGCUCCGUAGAACUCACGGUGGCUCAGGUGGUGGCCGAUGCUCCUUUCUCCGCCGACGCAUGCUCCGACGAGCUCGCGGUGGCUCAGGUGGUGGCCGAUGGUCCUUCCUGCGCCGGCGCAUGCUCCGAAGAGCGCGCGGUGGCUCAGGUGACGGCCGGUGGCUUCUUCUCCGCCGGCACAUGCUCCGACGAGCUCGUGGUGGCCCAAGUAAAGGCCGACGGCCAUUUCUUCGCCGGAAUCAGCCCUGUCCUGCCUUCGUUUUUAAUGGGCAAGGCCGACGACUCCUUCCUUGUCGGAACUAGCUCCGAUGAGUCCACGUCGUCACUGGGUAAGUCUGAUAUCUUGCUUCCGUGGUCACCGGUUGAAGGUUUUUUACAAGGUGGCUUGGACAAUAGUGCUGUCCCGCCGAAAACGGCCCUUAUAUUUGAGCAACCCAGAUUAGCGGAGUUACCCACAAUGGCGUUGAGUGUUGUCCCUGGGGUGUGUUCUUUGGUGGAGGAAGGGGUGAAUUUUUCUGAUAUGGGUUUGGGUGGUGAAGUUAGUUCACCUAUUCCUCUGCUGGCUAUCACUCCCGGUGGGUUACCUCUGUCAGAUGAGCUGAACCGUGAUAACCAGGCAGUGGAGUGUGUGGAUACUCUGGAUACUUCUAGAUGGGUGAAGAAUAGGCUCCCUGGUUUUAGUAAAUUGGUGGGGCUGCCUUUGUGCCGUCAUGAAAAGUUAUGCAUUGCUUUGUUACAGAAGCUUGAGAGGGAGACGGAGGCUGCCAAAGUGCUAAACAGGAAAGUUACAGAAUCUAGAAAAGUGGUUAUCUAUAAGGACAAGGGAAAGAGAGAGCUGAGGAACUUGCAGUCUUCGGUUAACUACGAUGGUAGGUAGUGGCUGGUUGCUGAGAUUUUUUCAGCCGGGGACUUCAUGUCUUUAUGCAUUUAAAAAUUCUCUCUUGGAAUGUUAGGGGGCUGAAUGACUGUCGGAAACGUUUGGUAGUGAAGAAUUGUUUGCGUGAGUGGAAGUGUGAUGUAAUUUGCCUUCAAGAAACUAAGCUUUCUGGUAUGGAUAGACAGAUGGUAGGUAAUUUGUGGAGCUGUCCCUAUGUGGAUUGGGUGGCCUUGGAUGCUGUCCAGACGGCCGGAGGGGUUGUGAUGAUGUGGGAUAGAAGGGUUUUAGAGAGGACGGAGGUUUUGGUGGGCUCUUUCUCUGUGUCUAU